AUGUCUGGAUCUGACGCUUGUGCCCUCAAUGCUGACGGUUCUCUUAAGGAUGCCAAGGAUAUUGUAUUUUACAAUGAUCCUGAUGAUACUGUCCCUCUUCCACCCUCUGCCAAGUCUGCGCCACCCUCUGCCAAAUCUGCGGCUGCCCCCACAGAUGCCUUCUUGGUGUUACUGAAGGCUGGAUGCAAACCAGCACCACUUACUGCGGGUGCUCAACACUCCAUUCAUACCUCUAAGUUCUCUGCUCGCCUCCGUGAUGCCGACAAUGCUUGUUCUAACCAAGUGUCCAGCUUGACAAGCCGCAAACAUGCACGUGCCUUAUCUAGUACUACUACUGAGCCACCAGUUACAAAAAAAGUGGUCUUGCAGCUCUCAGCUCCGUUAUCUGACGAUGAUGACUCUCAUGUCACUGGUGCUGAGUCUGCCAACACGGAUCAUGAUACCGACACCAAUGAUGCACCUGCUGAAGACCAACCUGAAGAUGAAGAUGAACAAGCCGAACCUGAAGAUGCCACCAUCCGAACCACUCUGUCAAAGAGUGAGGCAGUGCUGGUGAAGUCAUAA
Suillus subalutaceus is the source of this 564-nucleotide messenger RNA. RefSeq lists its product as uncharacterized. The record is from RefSeq and is a predicted model, not a curated record. The transcript has a single exon. NCBI's taxonomy places the organism in Eukaryota, Fungi, Basidiomycota, Agaricomycetes, Boletales, Suillaceae. The coding region runs from base 1 to 564 and encodes 187 amino acids.